GUGUCUGGCCUAGAUUUCGUGCGACUGUCUUCAUUUCUUCGUUCUCGAGCACCGAAACCGUACACCUGAACCGUGGGGUCCGACAGUUCCAGAGUACCAUCGGUGAAGUGUGAACUGUGUGAGCUCCUGCAGAACGCCACUAACUGUUUCCCGAAUACAACGGCCAUCCGCGAUGUCAGGGUGUCGUAAGUGCGGGCUUUUUAGACUGACCGAAUUGUGCUCGUUCAUAUUAUUUAACGCGGCUUUUGGACUAAUAUUCAACGAUUUGGUUUUUGCGUCCGAAUGUCGUUUUCCAGGAGCACCAGCACAUUCUUCCAUAACGUUUUCAGAUGAAGAUUUGGGUCCAGGGACUGUAGCGACCUACACAUGUGAGAGAGGUUUCGAGCUUCUAGGUCCUUCUAGACGUGUGUGCCAAAAUGGGGAUUGGUUACCAGAGGGAAUUCCAUUUUGUGUUCUGAACGUAGCAGCUGGCAAAGCUCCAAUGCAGACCAGUACCGAAGGAGGUGGGAUUCCACAGAAAGCUAUUGACGGUAGCACAAGUGGUUUUUUCAACGCUGAUACGUGUACUUUGACAAAACCUGAAAAAACACCUUGGUGGUACGUCAAUCUUUUGGAACCUUAUAUGGUUCAACUGGUUAGGUUGGACUUUGGAAAAGAAUGUUGUGGAGGAACUAACCCUGCAACAAUCGUGGUACGAGUGGGUAACAACCGCCCAGAUUUGGGCACCAACCCAGUUUGCAACCGCUUCACAGGAUUUUUAGAGGUGGGACAACCCCUCUUUCUGCCAUGCAACCCACCUAUGCCUGGCGCUUUUGUCAGUGUCCACCUAGAAACACCCUCCACAAGUCAGCUAUCUAUAUGUGAAGCUUUCGUCUACACUGACCAAGCUCUUCCUAUCGAAAGAUGCCCUCAGUUCAGGGACCAGCCACCUGGCAGUACCGCAACUUACAACGGAAAAUGUUACAUCUUCUACAAUCGACAGCCACUCAAAUUCAGGGAGGCUUUAAAUUUCUGCAAAUCGAGAGGAGGGACCCUGGUAGACGAGAGCAACCCGGCCCUUCAAGGAUUUAUCAGUUGGGAAUUGUGGAGGCGACAUCGGAGCGAUGCUAGCGGACAGUACUGGAUGGGUGCGGUUAGAAACAAGGACCUAGGAACGUGGCAGUGGCUGAGGGGAGACCAUGUCACUGUGUCUUUCUGGAAUACACCCAUCGAGAAUGGUGAUUGUGCACGUUAUGACGGUACCAAGGGAUGGUUGUGGUCAGACACUGAUUGUAACAUGCAUUUGAACUACAUUUGUCAGCAUCAACCUAAAGCUUGUGGACGGCCGGAACAACCACCAAACUCAACAAUGUUGGCUGAGAACUUCGAUGUUGGUACGACAAUCGAAUAUGAAUGUGACAAAGAACAUAUUCUUGUUGGAAGAAAAACCAGGACAUGUCUCGAAACUGGUUUUUACGAUGCUUUUCCACCUACCUGUAGACAAAUUCAAUGUGGAUAUCCUGCCGACAUAGCAAAUGGAGAAUAUUCGUUAGUGAACGACAGUGUUGGUUACCUCAGCAGAGUGGUUUAUAAAUGUGAUGAGGGGUAUAGACUUGUGAAUAGAGCAGAGCUAAUUUGUGAUGUAGAUGCUCGAUGGAAUGGCCCACCACCUAGAUGUGAGCUAAUUGAAUGCAGCGGCUCCUUAGAAAUCGAAAACGGCCACUUUGAGCUCAUCAACAAGAACGAAACAGUCUUCGGGACAAUAGUGCGUUACACAUGUACAGCCGGCUACAAGCUCGUUGGACCACGACAGAUUACCUGCCUGUCUAAUGAGCAAUAUGAUGCGCUUCCACCUACUUGCCAAGAAGAUGGAUCAACCCCAUUGCCCACAAUUGCUACAAAAACUACCACGAAAAUCACCAAACCUCCAACUUCAAGGAGAAGAACACAUCCCCCUCGACCAACAACAAUACGUGCCGAAAUGGAUAUAUUGAAAAUAAACAAAACUACCAGAAGAACCACUCCCAGGACCACCAAGAUGCCCUCAACAACAACGACAACUCAAUUUCCGCAACUGGUAAUAGCGGGUCACCCUCAAGAUAAUGAAAUAGCGGGAAGUUCAAAUAUUCAACGUGGUGAGGCCCCCAAUGUUAAUGUUCCUCUUUCGGUCGACGGUGAACGAAGAGAGCCUCUUGGUGCGAAGCUGAACCUUGGAGCAGUCAUAGCGUUGGGUGCUUUCGGGGCUUUCAUUUUUUUGGCAGCAAUCAUCACAACUAUAAUUGUUCUAGUGAAAAGGAAUCACAGUGCCAAACAUUACAGACAUCGAGCCUCCCCAGAUUGUAACACAGUAGCCUCUUUUGAUUCUUCCAGUUCAGAAUCUAGAAAUGGUUUGAACAGAUACUACCGACAAGCAUGGGAGAACCUACAUGAAUCCGCAGGGAGUAAAUCGAGAUUAAAUGCAGCUAGCUCCUCUACACACCCUCCCCAAAGAAGAAGUGAAAGUAUGGACGACCAGUUCAGAAACUCUGAGAGGCAGAAAGACGGCUCUGAAUUAGUAGUCAACGAAUUAUUCAACGGUAGCAAGAGUUCUGAAAAGAAAAGACAUCAUCAUCAUCAUCAUCAUCACCAAAGUGGGAAGGACCCACGACCUCCACCCAGCAGAGAACACAGGAGAUACUGAAAAAUCAGUUCGCAGAAUUAUUCCCAAUGAAAUUAUUUAUUAUUACAACAGACAACGAGGUCCGGAGGUCUUUCCCAUAUAAUUGUGAAAUCUGGAAGGGAAACGUUAUCAGAUGUCUGUAAGACCAGAAACUAUUUGAAUUCAGUUACAUGACAUCUAUACGACCUAUCUAAAAAUCUGUAAAUAAUUCUAUUUUUGACCGAUGUAUCAUUUGAGAUGUUUCAAUCACGAAUUUAUCAAUAUAUUCUCUUUUUUCGACUGAUAUUGAAGGAUGAUGCUAUUUAAUGUUAUUAUUGUUAUUUACUUGUGAUAUUGAAAUAAAUUCAUUCCAACCACAAUAUUUAUUGAUGUGAAAUAUCAGGAUAUUCUAACAUUACUUUCAUUUGUUCUAAAACUUUCAUUUAAGUAUUAUUUAGGUAUAAUAGACUUUUCAAUUUCACUGCUCAUGUUAUGUUAUGCAUACGAUUUUUAAAUAAUUAAGGUAAUGAUUUAGGGAAGGUAACCAGGUUAUAGUGCCAUUCAAUUAGGCAUCAUGAUUAAAAGCUGAUUGUUCAGAUGAAAAGAAUUUGUUCACUAAACCAAUGAGAAUUCAUCGUAAAAUCUUAGCAAUAGCAAAGAUUGAUGGAUUCUCCCUUAAUAUACUUAUGUAUACUUAUUCAAAUUUUAUCUGACCGAUCGCUUUUCUAUGUGUAUUAUUGAAACAAAUAAUCGAAUAAUCAUAUAGAAUGAAAGAUUGUAAAAGUAGGUGAAUUAUUCCUUAUCUCGUAACAUGAAUGUAUGAUUUCAAGUGUAUGAGGAAAAACGAUUAUAAAUUAUAAGAUAUUGAGAAAUAUAUUUUUGUUGCCUAA
Harmonia axyridis is the source of this 3507-nucleotide messenger RNA. RefSeq lists its product as uncharacterized. The record is from RefSeq and is a predicted model, not a curated record. The transcript is spliced from 9 exons. NCBI's taxonomy places the organism in Eukaryota, Metazoa, Arthropoda, Insecta, Coleoptera, Coccinellidae. Bases 173 to 2659 code for a protein of 828 amino acids.